Molecule: messenger RNA, 1386 nt
Organism: Pochonia chlamydosporia 170
Lineage: Eukaryota; Fungi; Ascomycota; Sordariomycetes; Hypocreales; Clavicipitaceae
Product: cytochrome P450 52A11
Exons: 4
Coding region: 1-1386 (461 amino acids)
Molecular function (GO): oxidoreductase activity, acting on paired donors, with incorporation or reduction of molecular oxygen; monooxygenase activity; iron ion binding
Source: RefSeq, a predicted model, not a curated record
AUGUUCCUCAUAGUCGAGCCAUGCUUCAUGGGGAAUGCCACAGGUGGUCCUAUUGCACGAGUCGCCCCCAACAUCCUCAUCACCUCAUCCCCAGAAAUAUGGACACACGUCAACAUCUCCCCCGGAUACAAACGCUCGCCAUGGUUCUACAACGCCUGUCGCAUCGAAUACCGUCGCGACAAUGUCUUUAGCGAAACCAACAACGAGAAACACGGCCAGCGAAGAAAGCAAAUGGCCCCUGGUUACUCAGGCCGCGAGAAUCUCGACCUCGAAGCCUCCAUCGACGAAUGUCUAACCCAAUUCAUAGACCUCCUCCGCAGCAAAUACAUCUCAACCACUCAGGCCAGCAAACCCAUGGACCUCGCCACCAAAGUCCAGUUCUUCACCCUCGACGUCAUCAGCAAAGUCGGCCUAGGCACCGCAUUCGGCAUGCUAGCCGCAGACGCCGACAUCGACGACUAUCUCAAGUCCAGCGCCGAAGGUCUCGCCGUGGGAAACACAGCACUAGCCAUGGGAUUCAGUUGGCUCGCCCACGCGCCUUUGCUAGGUAAAUUCAUCGCCCCUUCGCCCAGGGACAACAACGGCUUCGGCAAGAUGAUGGCCACCUGUUUCCGGUUCGUGGACCAGCGCGCCGCCAAUCCCACUGACAAGCGGUCCGACAUGCUCGCCUCCUUCAUCAGACACGGCCUCUCUGGCGACGAGUUGAGGACCGAGGCUCUCGAGCAGAUUAUCGCUGGCUCGGACACAACCGCGACAGCUAUCCGCGGCGCCAUGCUUCACAUCAUGACCAACCACCGCGUGUACACCAAUCUUCAGCGCGAGAUUGACGAGGCGGUGCGAAACGGGCAGGCUCCUUCACUAGGAGAUGGUGUUAUUUCCGCCACACAGGCAAGGCAGCUCCCGUACCUGCAAGCCGUCAUCAGGGAGUCGUUGCGCGUCCACCCACCUGUUACGAAUAUCUUUUCUAGGGAUAUACCCCCUGCGGGUGACUUGGUGACGCUCAAUGGAGGCGAUGGGCCGAAAGAGGUGUUUCUGCCCGGUGGCGCAUGCAUUGGCUACUCGGCGUACGCCAUGCAUCUCGACAAGCACGUCUACGGGGAUGAUGCGGACGCCUUCCGGCCGGAGCGUUGGUUUGAGCAUGACGCUGAUAAGUUGCGUGUUAUGACUGCCACAAAUGAGCUUAUUUUUGGCCAUGGCAAGUUUCAAUGCCUUGGAAAGCGAGUGGCGCAGGUUGAGCUCGGAAAGCUGAUAUUCGAGACCUUUCGCAACUUUGAUAUGGCAGUGGUGAAUCCAGCUAAGCCCUGGACAUUGCAAAACUCUCUCGGAUUGCUCAAUAUAUCCGACAUGUGGGUGCAAGUUACCGAAAGGGCGGGCCCUGAGAAUUAA